AAAAAAAAUCUGUGAAAAGUUCCAUAAUAUUGAUAGGAAAUAGUCGUAUAUAUAUAUCAUCACACGAUAUCAUGAGUCUUAUUAUUAUCCCAAAGAUCACGCAUCUUCCCACUCUACUGGCUUUUCUGUUCAUUCCGCCACACGAGAAGAGAGGGAGCUGAAAAAGAAAAAAGAAAAAAGAUUUAAUAAUAAUACUAUUACAACAGAUCGCAAGAAAGUGGAUUUCAGAAUCCCGAUCGUAUAAUAGUAAGAGCUGGAAAUGUUACAAAAAAAAAAGUUUUAUACAGAGAAAAAUAAAACAAACAAUGGAAGGAGACAGAGACAGAGGGAAAGGUGGGAGAGAGCAGAUUUCAAAGAUUUGCUAGAGAGAGAGAGAGAGAGAGACACCCUCCUCAAAGAUUUGAUUUGGAGAGAGUGGACAGAGACACCUACCUUCACAUUUCCGCCCUCUUCCUUCCUUCCUUUUCCUUUAUAUUCCAUUCUCCUCUCGCUGUUAAUCCAAAAGCCUUUUUUACAGCCGCACAGUUUUCCGACGAGAAGUGUUGCUCUUUCAGCUACUGAAAAAAAAAAGUGCAAUCGCUGCUAUGGCUAGGAACGGCGUCGUCGCUUCUCAACGUUGGAGGUCGGACGGAGAGAUUUCCUCCCAGCAGCCAGCUCGUGAUUCGGCUGCCAAGGAGGUUCAUGUUUUAGCCGUCGAUGACAGCCUUAUUGAUCGGAAAGUCAUUGAGCGUCUGCUCCGUAAUUCUUCUUACAAAGUCACGGCGGUUGACAGCGGAAUAAGAGCUCUGCAGUUCCUUGGAUUGGACGGAGAAGAGAAGAAGACCUCCUCUAUUGGCGCUUUUGAUAGCUUGAAAAUCAAGGUGGAUCUGAUUAUCACCGAUUACUGCAUGCCGGAGAUGACCGGCUACGACUUGCUCAAGAAAAUCAAGGGAUCGUCCACUCUAAGAGAGAUCCCGGUGGUGAUAAUGUCUUCGGAAAACGUCGUGACUCGAAUCGACCGUUGUUUGGAGGAAGGCGCGGAAGAUUUCAUUGUAAAGCCGGUGAAGGCGUCGGACGUCGAACGGCUCCGUGGCUACAUGGCGACGAGCGAGCCGAGCGUGCGAGUCAACAAGAGAAAGCAACGGGAAAGUUGUGAGAGUUGCAACUGUCUCUCUACCGCCUCGUCCACGUCAUCAUCCCCACUCUCUUCCUCCUCGCCAUCUCCGUCGCCGUCGCCAUCUUCGACCCCAAUGUCGAUGUCAGUGCCGUCAUCUCCCUCGCCGUCACAGUCUCCGUCCUCGCCGACCGUCUCCGCGCCGUGCUCCCCGUCGCUGCUGGACUCGCCGACCAGACGGCUGAAAAUGAGCAGCCCACCGGAGGAGUAGACACCAACGAGGAAAGAAAGAAGAGCACAUAUUAAAACUUAAAAGUGGAGAGGACAAGAGUCAAGACUGGUAAAGUCUAAAACGACCACAGGCCCACGGAAAAUUUGCUUUUCUGGAGAAAAAAAAAAAUUGUACUGUAUCUACUGUUUAAUCAAUAGGCUACAUUUAGUGGUAUGCAACAAUUGAAUCACAAUUAACCUCCUAAUACAGUUUUACAAUCCUUACCUUUUCAGUUCAUCAUCUAAUCAGUUUGCAACAGUUUUACAAUCCUCCACUCUCUCUUGUCGCUCCACAAAAAGUUUAUCAUUCUUCCGUCCCUUCCCGCUACUGUACCGUCAAAGGAAUUUCGUCAUCGCCGUGAAUUAAACUGGAGAAGCUUGGCUUUGAAAUGGUCAAAAUGAGAGGUGGGUGGGAAGCAGUGAUGAUGGGGUGGAAUCACAAUCAAAUCGUGGAGAUAUG
This is a messenger RNA of Linum tenue, 1823 nucleotides long. The record is from the annotation of a GenBank genome assembly. Lineage: Eukaryota; Viridiplantae; Streptophyta; Magnoliopsida; Malpighiales; Linaceae.